Molecule: messenger RNA, 348 nt
Organism: Acanthocheilonema viteae
Lineage: Eukaryota; Metazoa; Nematoda; Chromadorea; Rhabditida; Onchocercidae
Source: the annotation of a GenBank genome assembly
AUGCCGUCGGUGGAGUACGGCCGUUUUGGCCUGCAGCCGACGGCCAUCAAUCAGAAUCGUAACAAACAUUUACUGAACGAACCGAAGAAACGUAAACCACGUCAAGAAAUCUGUGCGCCCCUCAAAUGGCUCUGUUUCAUCGCCAAUUUCUUAGUCUUUCUUAUCGGUGUGACAUGUUUGGCACUCGGAGUGUAUUUGUGCAUCAAGGAUCCACGGCCGAUAACCGAGUGGGCAGAUGUGUUCCUGAAUCCGGCCGUUGUGCUCACCAUAAUUGGACUUGCCAUAUGCAUUGUUUCGUUAAUGGGAUCCCUUGGUGCUCUGAGAGAUAAUAUUGCAUUGCUCAAAACG